AUGUGUGAAACUCGUUGGGUUGAACGCCACGACAGCUUGUUACGGUUUAAAGAACUAUAUUUACCAAUAACUAACACAUUAAGGGAACUUGAACAGCAUCAUAAUUUAGAAACAUCAAAACUUGCAUUUCAACUUUCAAAAACUAUCACCUCAAGUUCGUUUGUAAUUUCAUUGUACAUUAUAGAAAAAAUAUUUGCUAUAACAUUGCCUUUAUGUAAAUCUUUACAACAAAUAAAUGUAGAUUUAUCUGAGUGUUGUCAAUAUGUCAAUAACUGUGUGAAAGUUAUUAAUUCAAUUCAUGAAAAUAGUGAGGGAGAAUUCCACAAAUUAUUUUUAGAUGUCGAAAAUGUAUUAAGCUUAGUAGAUGAAACGGUUAAAAUGCCACGAUUAAUUAGGCAAUCUACCUAUCGUAACAAUAUUCCGGCAGAUUCACCAGAACAGUAUUAUAGGAGAUCAAUUUUUUUGCCAUUUUUAGACUACUUCAAAAGUCAAUUAAUUGAAAGAUUUAUAAAACACAAUUACAUUAUUUCUGGGCUGCAAAAUUUGAUUCCAAGUUUUUUAAUUAAAUUAAAACCAAGUAGCAAUGAGUUUAAAAAAUGCAUUGAUUUUUACAAAAGCUUUUUACCGACUUAUGAAACUUUUGAAUCAGAAUUGAAGGUGUGGGUGGAAAAAUGGAAAUCAGUAUCCGAUAACGAACUUCCUAAAUCUGCAAUCGAUACUUUAGGCGUCAUGUCGAAAGACUUUUAUCCAAACAUUUGGUGUUUAAUAUCUAUACUUGCAACACUCCCGGUGUCCACUUCAUCUGCAGAACGUUCUUUUUCAACUUUAAGACGAUUAAAAACCUAUUUGAGGAAUAGCUGCAGUGAAGAUCGUCUAACAGGUUUAGCUUUAUUGUCAGUCCACCGAGGUAUCCAAAUAGAUAUUGAAGAAAUAAUCAAUACAUUUUCAAGAAUGCCACGUAAAGUUGACUUUGUUUUAUGA
This is a messenger RNA of Metopolophium dirhodum (rose-grain aphid), 981 nucleotides long. RefSeq names its product 52 kDa repressor of the inhibitor of the protein kinase-like. Gene Ontology annotation, molecular function: protein dimerization activity. Lineage: Eukaryota; Metazoa; Arthropoda; Insecta; Hemiptera; Aphididae. The transcript has a single exon. The coding region runs from base 1 to 981 and encodes 326 amino acids. The record is from RefSeq and is a predicted model, not a curated record.